AGAGAGAGAGGGAGGGAGGGCGAGUGAAAGUGGAGAGGCAGGCGGGCAGACUUGUUGCAACAGAUGGCUUUACCAGCGGCGGCUCGGCGGCGGCUGCACCGAGGAACUCUGGGACGCCGUUAGACAGAGAUAGAGGGAGAGAGGGAGGGGUGUUAGAAAGUCACGGCACUGGAAGGGAGCAGGAAGAACAGAGCGAGGAAGACUUCUUCUUCUUCUUCUUCUUCUUCCUCUUCUUCUUCGUCUGCUCUCAGUGUUCCUCUGCAGACAGACGGGAAGACGCGUCGGGAAGUUGUCCAGCUGAGAGGAGCAACAGUUUUAUAGAGGAGAUGACUGUGAUCUGAGCCCUCGCCCUCCUCCUCCUCCUCCUCCUCCUCCUCCUCCUCCUCCGGCUCGGGGGUCAGAGAGGAGAACACCUGCUGACAGCGAGGAGCUCCUGAGGGAGGAGACGCAGCAGCAGGAGGACUGAACGCAGCAGGAGACCCGACACACCGAACAGAUCCCUGCUGAGCUGAUCGCUGUCCAACACUGGUGAUACUCCAGAGCCUGCACAAGAGGUCGAGUCUCCGCGAGGGGGGGAAGCAGCUGAUCGGUCGACCUCUCGGGGAGGUCGGGGGUCAAAGGUCAUGGCGGGGCGACUCCUCCUCUUCCUGUUCCUUUCUGUGACGCUCAGCCACGCCCACAUAACCUCUGGCCAGCGUCUGAAGCCCCGCCUCCAGAGAGACCGCCGCAACAUCCGGCCGAACAUCAUCCUCAUCCUGACGGACGACCAGGACCAGGAGCUGGGUUCCAUGCAGGCGAUGAACAAAACUCGCCGCAUCAUGGAGGAGGGCGGGACUUCCUUCUCCAACGCCUUCGUGACCACGCCCAUGUGCUGUCCGUCACGUUCGAGCAUGCUCACUGGAAAGUACGUUCACAACCACAACACCUACACCAACAACGAGAACUGCUCCUCGAUGUCAUGGCAACGGCAGCACGAGCCGCGGACCUUCGGGGUUUACCUGAACAACACUGGCUACAGGACAGCCUUCUUCGGGAAGUAUCUGAACGAGUACAACGGCUCGUACGUCCCGGCCGGCUGGAGGGAGUGGCUCGGUUUGGUGAAGAACAGCCGCUUCUACAACUACACACUGAGCCGCAACGGAGUCCGAGAGAAACACGGAGCUCAGUAUCCACAGGACUACCUGACCGACCUGAUCACGGCCGAGUCCAUCAGGUACUUCCGCUACUCCAAGCGAGUUUAUCCUCACCGACCGGUGCUGAUGGUUCUGAGCCACGCCGCCCCGCACGGACCUGAAGACUCGGCGCCGCAGUACAGCACCGCCUUCCCCAACGCAUCGCAGCACAUCACACCGAGCUAUAACUACGCUCCGAACCCGGACAAGCACUGGAUCAUGCGUUACACCGGCGCCAUGAAGCCCAUCCACAUGGAGUUCACCAACGUGCUGCAGAGGAAGCGGCUGCAGACGCUGCUGUCAGUGGACGACAGUGUGGAGAAGCUGUACAACAUGCUGGUGGAGACGGGCGAGUUGGAGAACACCUACAUCAUCUACACGUCGGAUCACGGCUACCACAUCGGACAGUUCGGCCUCGUCAAAGGGAAAUCGAUGCCGUACGAGUUCGACAUCAGAGUCCCGUUCUUCAUCAGGGGACCCAACGUUGAGCAAGGCAGCAUAAACCCUCACAUGGUUCUGAACAUCGAUCUGGCUCCGACCAUCCUGGACAUCGCCGGCCUCGACACUCCUCCAGACAUGGACGGGAAGUCGAUAUUGACUCUACUGGACACUGACAGGCCUGUUAACAGGUUCCAGGUGAACAAGAAGCCGAAGUUGUGGAGGGACUCGUUCCUGGUGGAGAGAGGGAAGCUGCUGCACCAGCGUGUGGAGGGGAAGGAAGUGUCGCAGGAGGAGAACUUCCUCCCCAAACACCAGCGAGUCAAAGAUCUGUGUCAGAGAGCCGAGUACCAGACGCCCUGCCAGCAGACCGGACAGAAGUGGCAGUGUGUGGAGGACGCCACGGGGAAGCUCCGGCUCUUCAAAUGUAAGAGCGAAGGAGGCGGAGCUAAGAACUUCCAGAGGGGCGUGUCCGGCCGCCAGCGUCCACUCAGCAUCAAGUCUCAGCUGUACAACCAGAAGUCGGACGCCUGCGACUGCGACCUGCGCGACCUCCGACCUCUGAACCUGCGGCCCUCCAUGAUGAGGCCGUUCAACAAGAAGCCCUUCUUCCCCAAGAAGAAGUUCAAAGCCUUGAAGAGUUACUCCAGGAACCGUUACAGCCGCUCCGUCUCCAUGACGAACAGUUACCCCGGUAACAGCAGCGUGGAGGACUGGGCUCAGCCAAUAAGAGACGAGUCUGAGGACGAGUUCAGCGGGAUGGGAGGAGCUCCCACCGACGAGGCGCUCAUCAACUCCCUCAAAGUCACACACAGAUGCUCCAUUCUGUCCAACGCCACGGUGAAGUGUGAUACAGGAGUGUAUCAGUCUCUGCAGGCCUGGAAGGACCACAAGCUGCACAUCGACCACGAGAUUGAGACGCUGCAGACGAAGAUAAAGAACCUGCGAGAGGUCAGAGGUCACCUGAAGAAGGCCCGCCCCCUGGAGUGUGACUGUAACAAAUACCUGUAUAAGUCCAAACUGAAGAACAAGCUGAGGUUCAGAGGAGGAGGGCUGCACCCCUUCAGGAAGGGCGGGGCUCGGGAUAAGAAGGCGUGGCUUAUGAAGGAGCAGAAGAGGAGGAAGAAAAUGAGGAAGAUGAUCAAGAGGAUCAGAAACAACGACACGUGUUCGAUGCCCGGACUCACCUGCUUCACACACGACAACCAGCACUGGCACACUGCACCCUACUGGACCUUGGGUCCAUUCUGCGCCUGCACCAGCGCCAACAACAACACAUACUGGUGUCUGAGGACCAUCAACGAGACCCACAACUUCCUGUUCUGUGAGUUUGCCACCGGCUUCCUGGAGUACUUCGACCUCAACACAGACCCAUACCAGCUGAUAAACGCUGUCAGCUCUUUGGAUCGGACGGUUCUCAAUCAGCUUCAUGUUCAGCUGAUGGAGCUCAGAGGCUGCAGAGGACACAAGCAGUGUAAUCCUCGCACACGCUCGUUGGAUCAGGCAGGUGGGCGGGCACAUAGCAGCUUCGAUGACUACAGGCUGUUUGAGAGGAGGAAGUGGCCGAGAGUCAAGAAACCUUCAUCGUCUCGAACCCUAGGUCCGAUCUGGGACGGCUGGAAGGGCUGAGCCUGUUGAUUGGUUGGAGCAGGCUCCUGACCCCACCCACAGCAGCCUGAAGGAGCAGGGCGUGGUCGUCAAGGUGUCAGCACAGGUGGACGACCACGCCCCCGUCUCACCGGUCAGCCAAUCAGCUUCUGCCAUCUCCAUGACGUCCUUUGGCCCUCCCACCCUGCUGCUCAGGGAGACGCUGGGACAAAACACCCAAGACGCCUCUUCAUCAGCUGCUCCUACCUCCUCCUCCUCCUCCUCCUCCUCCUCCUCCUCCUCCUCCUCCUCCUCAGCUCCUCGCUUCUUAUCUAAGGAGGGCAGCUCUUGGUCGAGGAGCCGGAGGGAGAGGCAGAGGAGUAAACAUUAAGCUGUGAAGUUGUUGAAUAAACUCCAGACGACAGUUAAUAUCAGCAGGUUCAGUUUGACAGCAGGAUGUUUUGUCGCCCUGAGUUUAGACUUCCAGGUGCUUCUGCUCACAUUUACACCUGAAUGAUGCCAAAACAUCACCUGAUCACCUCGCUGACAACACUGCCCUCACAUCGAGUCUGUACAACUCUUCUACAGUGAAGUAAGAGCAUCUCUCAGAGACAAACUGACUCCCUGAAACAUUUCUAUCAUAAAGAAAAUUAAAGAUAUUGAUUAUAAAUCUGUUGUUCUUCAGCUUCAGCCUCUGAGGGUUAAUAAAGCCAUCGGCCCUGUUCAGACCUGGUUUAAAACACCAUGUGACCACAGGUGGACAGUACAGCUGACGUCCUCCAUGAAACAAGAACCAGAACCGUAGAGUAGAUGACAUGUUUGGGCUCUCUGAACCUGCCAGUGGAUGUUUCAACUGGAAGUCCCCAGACUCCCUUAACAAAAGUGUCAGUUUAGUGAGUUGUUGAGUUGGAGACACUUUAUAAACUCUGUGAAACUCUGUCUCUGACUCAUUCUGCAUUAGGGUCAGGGUUUCAUACAGAGCAGGAAGUGACAUCACAUCACAGGUGGUGACUCAGGAUGGAUGUAAACAGGUCUGAACAGUUUAUUUACCUCUGAGAACAGAAAGCAACACGUCCUUUACAGUUUCUUAAUGUCCACUAUUACACAUAAACUUCCUGAUUCUGUCUAGAAAGCAGAAACACAAUCCUUUAUUUUCCGACCUCGUCACUGCUGAGCUCCUCCUCCUCCUCCUCCGCCUCCUCCUCUUCAGGUGAACUCCCAGCGGCCAUUUUUAGUUUUACGUGUUCAUAUUUAGUCUUUCUAACAGUCUGUAAAGACAUUAAAGGACCAGUCCGCCCUGUUGUUGUUACUAAACUCAGACUGAGACGAACGCUGACAUCGCUGCUGAUGUCGUUUCUUUUUAUUUCUAUUUUCUUCCACUAACUUGAGUGUUGGUUACCGCGGUGACCGACGGCUUCACUGACGACAGAGCUACAGUUGUACUAACCUGGUGACUGACUCCAGUACCCACAAUGCAACACAGCAGCCCUGAGGAAACGACGAUGAGAACAUUUUGGAUUAAACGAACAAAAGAUUACCGGACUGCGGAAAUCUCCCGCCGUCUCGUGAGCCAAUAAGAAGAGGACUAGAUGGUGAUGUCACUGCAUCCAGAACUUGUUACAGCUGUUUUGUGGAGUUUGGACCGUCAGCCGUCACCCUGGAGGACCGGGGACAGAGUUCUGGUUCUGUGUCGCCACAUUUUGUACUUUUUACUCGUGUUAACCAUCAAACAUCUCCCGUCCAAUCACCUCCUCUCUCACACACGGUCACGCCCCUCUCAGUUCAGCUGAUUUCCUCCUCUCAGCUGAUGUUUUUUACUGUCCAUUUGAUCCCUCGAAUCUGACAGCUGGUCAGAAAAAUGUCCAGAAAUCUAAAUUACAUGUAACUUAAAAAGUGUAAAAUAUAACUGUAGAGAAACACGACUGGAUUCACACAGGACGGGUUUGAAUCGGUGCACACGUGUGAUCGUCUCGCUGAGGACGAGCAAGACAUUUUUUAAAAACUUGAAUAUUAAGUCAUCAAAUCUCCUCUCAGAUACUUUCACACUGUUUUCAGUGAGGCUCUGCACCGAUUGGCCGACGUAUAGACCAAUGAGGUAACAGCUUCAGGUCCUCGCUGCUAUAUUCCUGGUUGAUGUCUUUGAGAAAUCGUAACUUCUGCAAUUUUCUGCCAUCAGAUUCCUGAUUAAUGUUCAGUAGACAACAGAAUUUUAGUUAAAUCAUCAUCAGAGUGAAUAAACUCCUGACAUUAUGAUCGAUCAGACGUGGUGUUUUAAUAUUUUAAGGACAGAUUUCUUGAACAUGUUCUCGCUGGACUUCAGUUUCUACAUCUGUGUUUUUCUUCUUCUCUGGUGGAAAUCUUCCAGUUUGAUCACUGAGAUUAAAGAAGAAGAAGAGCAGCACUCACUCUUUGAUUCUGAUUUCAUUUAUCAUCACUUAAAUGUAAUUUUCUCCUGUCAAACCGCAUCAGAGCGGGACGCGACCUCAUGUUGGUUUAGUCUAACAGUGUGAAAGUGUCUCAGGUGAUUUCUCGUCCUGUGUGAGUGCAGCCGACCCGUCUGCUGUCUGUAGAGGUUCUUUUUUUCUUUGGUUUUGUUUUUUUAACCCCUGAUGUAUUUGCUCUGCGGUGCUAUUUGCUGUCUAACAACUAUCUUGGAAAAAAAACCUCCUGGUUGUGUUUGAAUGUAUUUGUAAAUGUUUCGGUGUGUUUUUAUAAAGACGCGCACUAGAAUCGGACCGUUCUGGACCUGAGCUGAGAGCUGCGGUUCAGAACCGGAUGGACACACACACACACACACACACACACACACACACACACACACACACUGAAGGACAAACUGCUGAGCACUUUGAUUGGCUGAUGGAGGGAUGAAUGGACCAAUGGAGGGUUCAUGUUCGACGGGAAGCGACGCCACAUGAUGCACACCUGCUGCGUGCAGCCCGUUGAUACUGAUCUAACACACCUGUACAGUCACCACUGACCUGGAAACAGUGACCGCUUUUAGUUUGUGAAUAAAGUGUCGAAUGCCAAAAUGGA
This is a messenger RNA of Acanthopagrus latus (yellowfin seabream), 6233 nucleotides long. Its product is annotated as extracellular sulfatase Sulf-2-like. The transcript is spliced from 24 exons. Gene Ontology annotation, molecular function: glycosaminoglycan binding; N-acetylglucosamine-6-sulfatase activity; calcium ion binding. Gene Ontology annotation, cellular component: cell surface; plasma membrane; Golgi apparatus. The record is from RefSeq and is a predicted model, not a curated record. The coding region runs from base 624 to 3239 and encodes 871 amino acids. Lineage: Eukaryota; Metazoa; Chordata; Actinopteri; Spariformes; Sparidae.